Physcomitrium patens is the source of this 1721-nucleotide messenger RNA. Its product is annotated as putative V-type proton ATPase subunit H. Gene Ontology annotation, molecular function: heme binding; protein binding; proton-transporting ATPase activity, rotational mechanism. Gene Ontology annotation, biological process: proton transmembrane transport. Lineage: Eukaryota; Viridiplantae; Streptophyta; Bryopsida; Funariales; Funariaceae. Gene Ontology annotation, cellular component: vacuolar proton-transporting V-type ATPase, V1 domain. The record is from RefSeq and is a predicted model, not a curated record.
GACUUGUACAGGUGGGGCCUUUGGCAGAGCUGGAGGACAGCUGAGAGCUCCAUAGCUCUCGACCAGUCUCCAUGGCUUUUUCUCCUUCGCCCUAAGCGUCUUCCCCCAUGCUGCUUCACCCCUCACCAAAACCCCACUUUACUGGCCAAUCCUUGUUGUGUUCAUGGUGCGAGAUCUGCUGCAGGAGGGGCAGAUUUGGUACUGCUGAUUGCGUUUCGACCGGAAGAGGAGAGGGGGAUUGGAAGCCAUGACGACGGACACUGAGCUCACUAGAGAGGAGGUGUUGAAAAGGGAUAUUCCAUGGGAGAUGUACAUGACAGCCAAGCUGAUCAAUAGCACUGGGUUGCAACUGCUGAGGCGAUAUGACCACCGUCCCGAAAGUGUCCAAGCUGCAUUGUUGGAAGAGAAUGGAGUAGCCUACGUCAGAGUGUUUGUGGGCAUUCUAGCGGACAUCUCCAAGCAAGAAACUAUUGAGUAUGUGCUUGCUAUGGUGGACGAGAUGCUCACGGCCAAUCCUAAACGUGCUCGAUUAUUCCUUGACAAAUCUUUUCAAGACAAAGAUAUUGAUGUUUAUCGACCUUUCAUAAGGUUGCUGUCAAAGAAGAACUGGUUUAUUCAAGAGAAAAGCUGCAAGAUUCUGACCCUGAUUAUUAGUGCUCGACAGUACGAGGCAGAGAUUGAGGACUCUUUAGCUUCACAGAAGAAGCCUGAUACAUUUAACGAGGUUCUGCGAAGUCUCGUGGAUUGGCUCAUUAGUCAGCUAAGAAGUCCGGCUCAUCCUACUCGGGGUGUUCCAAUGGCCGUGAGCUCUUUAGCAACUCUUUUGCGUAUUCCUAGAGUGCGAAUUAUGUUUAUUAAGGCGGAAGGCACCAAGCUUCUGGCUCCCUUAAUUACGCCCCUCACCAAUCAGCAAUCUAUUCAGCUGCUGUACGAGGUAACCCUUUGUAUAUGGCUUCUGUCCUUUGUCGACAGUGCUGUUGAAGCGUUUUCCUCGGCAAAAGUGCUUCCUCGCUUAGUGGAAGUUGUGAAGAGUUCCACCAAGGAAAAGGUCGUUAGAGUUGCUGUGAUGACAUUUCGCAAUCUUUCAAGCAAGGGAAACUCUGCUUCAGAGAUGGUAGAUUUGGGUUUGCCCAAGAUUGUUCAGAGCUUGCAGUUGUACGCCUGGAGUGACGAGGACCUGUUACAAGCAUUGGAAGUAUUAGAUGCCGCCUUGAAGGACAGCAUUCGCAAAUUGAGCUCCUUCGACAAGUUCAAAGGCCAAGUGUUUUCUGGAAAUCUGGACUGGACUUCAAUGCAUAAAGAUCCCGUGUUUUGGCGCGAGAACAUCACCAAGUUUGAAGAAAAUGACUUCCAGGUUCUACGUAUCCUGAUUACGUUGUUGGACAUCUCUCGGGAUUCUAAAACUCUUGCAGUGGCUUGUCACGAUAUAUCUCAAUUUAUACAAUUUCAUCCAGCUGGUCGAGGAAUUGUAGUUGAUUUGAAGGCCAAGGAGAGAGUCAUGAAACACAUGUCGCACCCCGAUCCAGAGCUUGCAAAACAAGCUCUUCUAUGCGUGCAGAAAAUUUUGUUAAGUGCCAAGUAUGUAAGCUACAUGCAGUAAGAUUCUAGAGACAAUAUAUAUACAUAUACAUAUCCAUGUCUUCUUUCUUUUGAUUUAUGGCAUCACAUUCAACAAUGUAAUGGGAAGAUGUUGACUGUAACAAGCUGUUCUACUAUCUGUA